Neofelis nebulosa (Clouded leopard) is the source of this 5902-nucleotide messenger RNA. RefSeq names its product 24-hydroxycholesterol 7-alpha-hydroxylase. NCBI's taxonomy places the organism in Eukaryota, Metazoa, Chordata, Mammalia, Carnivora, Felidae. Gene Ontology annotation, molecular function: iron ion binding; heme binding; oxidoreductase activity, acting on paired donors, with incorporation or reduction of molecular oxygen. The transcript is spliced from 11 exons. The coding region runs from base 233 to 1723 and encodes 496 amino acids. Gene Ontology annotation, biological process: bile acid biosynthetic process; cholesterol homeostasis. The record is from RefSeq and is a predicted model, not a curated record.
UGGCCAGGGCAGGAAAGACAAGUGGAGGUGGGAGGAGGGAGCGAUGCUGCAAAAGUCAUCUAAAAAUUGGGGCGGGGAAAAGAGGCUACAGUUUAGAAGGCAGACAAACUGCGGAAGUUGUAGCAGACAAGUUGGCAGGUCCAGUAGGUGCACCCGCCCAAGAGGGAAUGAGCAAGUGCCACGGCGGCAGGAUUUUUACCUUCUCUGAUUGUGGAAGGCGCUAGACAAAAACAUGGAACUAAUUUCCCCAACAGUGAUUAUAAUCCUGGGUUUCCUUGCUCUUUUACUAUUCUUUCAGCGGAAGAAUUUGCGUGGACCCCCGUGCAUAAGGGGCUGGAUUCCUUGGAUUGGAGCUGGAUUUGAGUUUGGGAAAGCCCCUCUAGAAUUUAUAGAGAAAGCAAGAAUCAAGUAUGGACCAGUAUUUACAGUCUUUGUUAUGGGCACCCGAAUGACCUUUGUUACUGAAGAAGAGGGAAUUAAUGUGUUUCUAAAAUCCAAAGAAGUAAAUUUUGAACUAGCAGUGCAAAAGCCCGUCUAUCGUACAGCAUCGAUUCCAAAAGAUACUUUUUUUACACUGCAUGAAAAACUUUAUGUCACGAUCAAAGGGAAAAUAGGGACUGUGAACCUAUAUCAACUCACUGGACAACUGACUGAGGAACUACAUGAGCAACUGGAGAAAUUAGGCACUCAUGGGACAAUGGAGCUGAACAACUUCGUAAGGCAUCUGCUUUAUCCGGUUUCAGUGAAUAUACUCUUUCAAAAAGGUUUGUUCCCCACAAAUGAGAGAAAAAUCAGGGAGUUCCAUCAGCAUUUUCAAGCUUACGACGAAGGUUUCGAGUACGGGUCCCAGAUGCCAGAGUGUCUCCUAAGUCACUGGUCGAAAUCCAAAAAGUGGCUCUUAGCACUCUUUGAGAAAAACAUUCCCGAUAUAAAAACAUACAGAUCUGCGAAAGAUAAUUCCGUGACGUUAAUGCAGACUUUGCUGGAUAUCAUAGAGAUGGAAAGAAAUGAAGAAAAGAGCCCCAAUUAUGGGCUUUUAAUACUUUGGGCUUCUCUGUCCAAUGCUGUCCCUGUUGCAUUUUGGACACUUGGAUUUGUCCUCUCUCAUCCCAGUGUCCACAAGACCAUUGUGGAAGGCAUAUCUUCUGUGUUUGGCACAGCAGGUAAAGAUAAGAUAAAAGUAUCUGAGGAUGACUUGAAGAAACUCCCACUGAUCAGAUGGUGCAUUUUGGAAACCCUUCGUUUAAGAGCCCCUGGUAUCAUUACUAGAAAAGUGAUGAAGCCUGUUCAAAUUUUGAAUUACACUGUUCCUUCCGGUGACCUGUUGAUGUUGUCUCCAUUUUGGCUGCAUAGAAAUCCAAAAUAUUUUCCUGAACCUGAAGUGUUCAAACCUGAACGUUGGAAAAAGGCAAAUUUAGAGAAGAAUGCUUUCUUGGACGGGUUCAUGGCAUUUGGAAGCGGGAAGUACCAGUGUCCUGGGAGUGCCCUGGGUAUUGCAGGAGCUUCAAUCAAGAAUAAGCCAUGCUCUCAGCCCUCAGGAGAUGAUUAUCUAGGAGAAGGCAAGGAGGAUAUUGAGUUCAUAAAUAACUACAAGGAAUGCAGGGUAAGAAAUGCCCAAACACCACACUGUGGAGAUUUGAGAGAAAGGGUAUAUCUGGUCAGAAUGAUCUUAGAUUUCCUGGGGAAAGUGGCCUUUGAAGGGUUAGGUGAACGUCUAGACUGAGAAAACAGAGUGACCAAAGGGUCAUUAAGGACAAGGGUAUGUAGUUGAAGGGUUUAUGGUUUCACUCUUAUUAAGAUCAGACUACAGGUAGCGGUGGGAAGAAAGACUCAAUACACACAUUGGCCCAAUUGGGGAGGCCCCUUAAUACCCGGUUGAGAGGUUGGUACACAGCUCACAAGGCACUAAUGAAGUGUUAAAAGGUUUUGUAUAGAAUGGAUUAGAGUGGGGCAUGGCUUAGGUUAUAUAAUUAUGCUAUAUUCCAUGUGAGAGACUUGGAGUGGUCGAAUCUACCAGAUUUUGGAAACUAAUUAGAAACGGGAUCAGUCAAGGGGAAGGAUUCGAGGACUGUGGCUUGAAUCUAGGUGGCUGAAAGAGAUGGUGAAAAUAGAGAAAUCAGGUGCAGGAGCAAGUAUGAGGACAAGAUGUUACAUUUUCCUUUGAAACCUUUUUAGUCUGAGGUGUGGCAAAAUAUGUAUCAUAUAACCAAAAUCUGUGGGAGAAAUAUGAAUGUUGAAUACAUGUAACAAUAAAUAGAACCUCCAUAGUCUCAUUUUUCUAUUGUUUCUGCUUUUAUAAGUCCUUAACUUUUCCAUCACGUAUUUUACAUAGCCAACCCCAGAAACAUUCUGUCUUUAAAGACAAACAAAACAGAAGAUUUUCCAGGAAAGUGAAUGACUUCAUUUGGACAGUUUUCUACCAAGAUGGAUCUCUCUACUAGAAAUUUAAUCCCACAGAUCCUUAGCAUAAUCCUCAGAAAAUUGCACCCAUUCUAAAUUUGUGUACCAAGAGCCAACUUAUUUUCUCGUGUACCAAAUACUUUGUGAGUCAGAGAAAAUUGCCUUUCAAGUAGCCGACGACCACAGUUGAUCACGAACACAUAGCCUUGUGGCCUCGCAGCUGUCAUCCCUUAGAGUUCAGGCCACCGAGGCGGUGUGAGAAGCCCUCUCAUUAGUGGACACAGAAGGUUUUGCUGAGUUUGCAAAAUAAGUAGCCGGUACUGCUGUCAGCUGCCAACCAGAAGUCAGGAUGGAAGAAUAUUGUUCCGGCUCUGCAGAGUGGGAAUUCUGAAAAUACAUUUGCCGGAAGAACCCCUUGCUGGGCACUUCCUGGUAGCUAGGAAGCUCCUGGGUACUGGCAGGAAGGGAACUCUUCCCAGUAAUGCUAUUGCUGGAGAAGUCUGGUGGUACAGAAAAACAAACAGGAGGAAGCAACACGAACUGUCAGACUUCUUCGGCAAUGGCAGCGUGCAGAAUGAGGAGUUGCCUUACAGCGGACAUUCUCCUCUGAAGCUAUGAAUUGAAACAAAGGAAGAGAACAGGGGAUUUCCAGUGUGGCGUGGCUAUCUCUGAGAGUUGUGACCUCAGCACAAAGGGAUGUGCUUGCUGUACUGCACCCCCCUCCACAUCCCCCACCCCCUUGCAAGCCAACAGCCCCCAUUUCUCUUGCUUCCCAUCCCUGCACGAGGAUGCCUGGCUGGCUGUGUCCCAGGGCUCAUUGAUCUGGGUCACAUCCCAGCUGUAAAACAAUAGCCCUGAUCUUUGGCAAGACCCCUCACUUACAAAAGCUUGCUUGGAGAAGAAGAGGCUGUAGUAAGAGUAAAUCUACAAUACUUGAGAAGUAAAAAUGAAGCGUGGAGUCCUCAGGAAUAGCAACUACGAUCUCUAUUUUGUGUGCGUGUGCGUGUUUGGGUCCUUCCUAUAUCCUGGGGCAGUACUGGGCUACAAAGUCAUGGACUUGUCUUGAAUUACUAAAGAAAGUCACACGGUGGUGGGAAAAUUAAUUCAAACAUAGAUCCAGCUGGUAGUAGAUUAGUAGUGGCAGUAUUCAACCUAACAGGUAUUUACGGAGCACCUAAUAUUAGUAUGUUUAUUCUUUCAUUCAGGAAGUAUUUAUGGAGUCUAUGUUGUAUGCCAGGAUAGCGUUCUAGGAGUUACCUUGGAAAACAAAAUGAGGGAUGAAGUCCCUUCCCUCAAGGAACUUAUAGUCUAACUCAAGUCACUUCGUGAACCGCUGGGGAAAUUCAAAGACACAUAACUUUCCUGAGUUGCUUAUAAUAUAGCUGGGGAGAUGAGACCCUAGCAACAUGAAAAACAAGCCCUACUUAACAGUGUCAGAUGACCCGUGAGAAAUGCCAGAUGACACGUAUACGUAGUAACUGCCGUAGGAAUUUCGAAGAGGGGGAUUGGAAAAGGCUGUAUGGCCUAGAUGGUAAUAAGCAAUAAACAGUAUAGAGAAAGUUCGUAGGAAUGUAAUGUAAUGUAAUAUAAUGUAACGUAAUGUACCUGUAUGUUGGGAUUUUAAGCUCUGUGUACAGUUGUUUCUAUAUGUUUGAUUUCAAGGUAAUAUAAUCUUAAUAAUUGUGCCUUAUUCAGUAAAAUAUCUUUGCAGUAUGCUGCAAAGUACUGUAAGUAGCUUUUCUCCCUUUUAUACUUAGAAAGAGCUGAUUGCUUUGAAGAGUGAGGAAACUCAAAUCCCUAUGGAUUUCGUGAGACCUUGCAAAUUCAAUUUAUUCUGAGGCAUUUGUUACAUAAACAAACGCAUCCCCUCAACUCUGGUUGUCAAGUAGAACUGAAAAAACUGUAUUUGCUUAUAUAAUUGUUUCCUAACAUUUUCCUUAUUGUGGGCACACGUCCUGGAGGGCAUAUAAAAAGGGUUAGGAGUGAGGGUGGGAAGGGUGGAUGUGGUUAAUUCCAAGACUGAGUCAGGCUGCCAGACUCCUUUAUUAAUUUUUAGCCAUGUAUCUCUCUUCUUACUGCUUUACUGUGGAGCAGUGACUCGCUGAAAGGAGCCCAGAAACCACUGGCAAAAUUGUAGUCAUUGCUUUCCCAGCCACCUUGUUCUGACACUUCAUUAUGAGGCUAAGAUUUAAGACUGUCAAGAACAGAAGAAGCAAUUCAGGACUGACUUUUGAUCCUUAAGCCAAAGUGCUUCCGAAAUAUAGCAUGUUCGUUUCUGGGCAAAAAUUAUAGCAAAGACCCUCUUUUCCUUUUAUUUACAAAGUAGAUCUCCAGCCCCUCUGUGGUGCACAGAAAACCUGCACGGGAUUCGUAUCUGUGGAGAGAAAGAAAGAGCACUCCAGGCUGGGUAUCUUCCACCGCUCUCCCCAUUUUUUUGAUCUUUCUCCACUCAUCAAACUCAGUGACUACUCUUGAACAGGAGAGAUGUCUCCUGUUCAGAAGGAGGGUUUAAUUACAAAGAAGUGAGGACUGAAUUAAAACUGUGCCGUGUCACCAUACUGCUUGUGGGUUACUGCCUCCCUAUCAUCUAACGCCUUCUCCUUUCUUCCCCUCCCUCAUUUUCUUUCGGGGUUCCAUGGGAUUCUGGGGUGCAGAUUCCAUCCCCCCAGCUCCAUAACAGUGGAGCAUGGUUCCCUAAGCCCAUGUGCAAAUACCAUCCCUGUCCCCCAGUUCCCUUCCCAUGGUGACUGGUUUCAGUGUUGGCGUAUGUUUUAAGCAGUGCGAGGAACUACGAGGGUUUCCGUUGAGACUUCUGGGUCAAAAAUAAUCAUUCCCUGUAGGAUGUGAAUAAAGAAGCACUUGGCCCCCCAAGUUGUUGCUAGCCAUUCGGAGACAAUAAAAGCAGACAGUGUUAGGAUAAAGUUGGUACCACAGGGCAGAGCAGCAGGGGCAAACUGGCUUUCUGGGAACAUCACUGAGCUGCUGGGCCCUCUCUGCCCGAGGCCAGCCAGCUCUAGUUUUUCAGGCACACAAAGCGAUGCAUUCCCUUCGGUAUGGAAACCAGUCUGAUGUGGUUUUCUGUCACUUACGACCCAAAGCAUCCUAAGUAACAUAAUUUCCUUAAAAGCAAAAGUGUGCUUCCAAGGUUUGUUGAACUCUGUGAAAUAUUGUAUUAACGUGCUCUGACCGUAUCCAUGAAUUGCUUCCUAAAUAGCAUGGGCUUUUGCAGAGGGGUGAUAUACCCAUUUACUGUGGGUGCAUCACAAAACAAAAGCAAGUGUCUCAUCUUCAAUUUUUUCUGGAAGGUCUGGAAUUUAAAAUAUACCAUGCGGGUGGCUCAGUCAGCUGAGUGUCCGACUUGGCUCAGGUCAUGAUCUCACUGUUCAUGGGUUUGAGCCCCACAUCCAGCUUUCUGCUGUCAGCGUGGAGCUGGCUUUGGAUCCUCUGUCCUCCUCUUUCUCUCUGCACCUCCUUGCUCAUGCUCUCUCUCUCUCUCUCUCUC